AUGAGGACGGACACAAUUCCAAACUGGAUGAAGACAUACUUGAGGGCAUUUGAUGCGGACGCUGUCUUUAUCCAAUUGGGUGGUAACGAUAUUCGGCAGAACUCGAACCCGAGAGAGAUUUUCAACCGGCUUUCUGUGCUCGAGGAAACACUGGCAGAGAAGGGUGCAGCAGUGUACAUCGCUGAGAUUUGUAGACGCGGAGAUUUCAGCAAAGCACCUGGAUUUACUGCGGAAUCUUUCAACAAGCAGAGGAAUGCCAUCAACAGAUUCUUACGGACGAAAUAUGGAACACGCGUCAUCAGGAUCCCCCUUCAGUACCCAGCCGAUUACGAUGAUAGACUUGUCCACUUUUCAGAAGCUGGAAAUAGGAAGUAUUCUUUGUGGUUAGGAGAGGUUGGCGCUGGGUCCGCGGGAUCUGUGAUAGCUACUCGACUGUCAGAGGACAGAGGCAGUAACGUGCUUCUUCUGGAGGCAGGGGGCCGGGAGGAAGAGAACCCGUUGAUCUCAGUCCCCGCUGCCGCUAUGGACGUGCAGAAGUCAGAACAGGACUGGCAAUACUUUACAGAACCCCAGAAGCACGCAUGUAAGGCUAUGAAUGAAAAUAGGAGUUACUGGCCACGUGGGUACGUGCUCGGUGGAUCAAGUGGAUUAAAUUGGAUGGUGUACAUGAGAGGUAAUCGCCAUGACUACAACAGUUGGGCGGCCGAGGGAUGUGACGGGUGGAGUUACAAGGAUGUUCUUCCAUACUUCAUCAAGUCGGAAAAUACCCAAAUUCCCGAGUUUAAAACAUCAAAGUAUCACGGAAAGAACGGACCCCUGUACGUGACAGGUCCAACACAGACUCAGCUUCAGGAGAAAUAUAUCCAGGCCGGUCAGCAGCUAGGCUACAAUUUUGUGGACUGUAACGGAGAGGACCAAAUAGGAUUUUGCAGGAUGCAAGCUACAAUACACAAAGGAGUACGAUGGAGUACGUAUCAAGCCUUUCUCAAGCCAGUCAUGACUAGGUCAAAUUUUCAUGUGGCAACGCACUCUAUUGUUACCAAGGUGAUGAUAGAGAACAAGAAGGCGGUGGGAGUAGAGGUGAUCAGAAGGGGUCGGAAGGUAAGAGUAUACGCCAAUAAGGAGGUGAUACUGUCCGGAGGGGCAAUCAACUCGCCCCAGACUCUCAUGCUGUCGGGGAUAGGGCCGAAGAAACAUCUUGAGGAAAUGGGGAUAGACGUUGUAGCAGAUCUUCCAGUAGGUAACAACCUACAAGACCACAUACUUAUACCUGUCGUGCACAGCAUUAACAUCAGUGCAGCACUGACGUUGGAGAAGUUCGCCGCCGUUCAGUCAGUUCUACAAUACUUAUUGCUUAAAUCAGGCUACAUAGCGGCUACUGCUUUGGAGGCCAUGGGAUUUGUUUACAAGGAUGGAACUACAAAGAAUGAUGGGCGGAGUCCAGAUAUACAGUUGCACUUCUUAAGCUCGCAUGGGCUUACAGAAGAAGGCAAAGCGCAUGCUCCGAUGAAUUAUAGAGAUGAUAUUAUGAACAGGGUAUUUACGUACGAUCCAGCCAAGGAGACAAUGUCAUUUUUACCUACUCUUCUCCAUCCUAAAAGUAAAGGCACGAUCCGCCUUAAGAGUAAAGAUCCUUUCGACCAUCCCAUCAUAGAUCCUAAAUACUUAGAGGACCCGGAUGAUGUCAAAACCCUCAUUGCAGCUAUGAGGAUCAUUGAAAAGCUUGUUGCCACACCAGUCUUGAAGGAGAUUGGAAUGCAACUUGACAGUAAGUCGACAUUGGAGGAACUGUGUGAUCAGCAUACGUUUCGGUCAGAUGCAUUCUGGGACUGCUACAUACGACAUUACACGCAUACAGUGUUCCAUCCAACAACUACUUGUCGUAUGGGAGCUUUGGAUGACCCGACGGCUGUUGUAGAUCCCUACCUACGUGUUAGGGGUAUAUCUGGACUACGUGUGGCUGACGCGUCUGUGAUGAGGAACGUUCCGUCAGCUAACACAAACGCCGCCUCCAUUAUGAUCGGAGAAAAGGCGGCAGACCUUAUCAGAGGAAAGGAUUCUGUCCAGGAUAUCAAAAGAAUUCUGCAAAAAAACAAAAUUUGAUGAAUAUUGUUAUUCUAGUAUCAAUAAUUUAUCUAAAUAAAUGAAUGAUAUUU
Messenger RNA from Mizuhopecten yessoensis (Yesso scallop), 2156 nucleotides. RefSeq lists its product as uncharacterized. The record is from RefSeq and is a predicted model, not a curated record. Gene Ontology annotation, molecular function: flavin adenine dinucleotide binding; oxidoreductase activity, acting on CH-OH group of donors. Bases 1 to 2103 code for a protein of 700 amino acids. The transcript is spliced from 11 exons. NCBI's taxonomy places the organism in Eukaryota, Metazoa, Mollusca, Bivalvia, Pectinida, Pectinidae.